ACGGCACCAUUUCGAAAAGUGCCAAAAAUAAUUUUUUAGCCAUAAAAUCGUGGACGAUCAAGGUAAUAAAGAUUACCAAAGUUAAAUAAAUUAACAAGUUCGAUGAUCAGAAUGAAAAGUGUGAAACAUUGAUUUCUUUGUCACAUAUCAACGAAGUCAUUAGCUUCGAAUCAUCCAUUUGGUUUGUGAUAAGACCAUUGCUUGAAAGUCAUUUCUAACCCUGCACAAUUAUGGCGAAAUUUCAAUUUAUGUUGCUAUGCUUUCUUUUGAAGCAAAGCGGUGUCUUCUGUGCCACAACUGCACAAAGUGUAUGUGAUAGCCAAGGAAAAGUGGGUUCAUUUCCGAAUCCCGAUGAUGGAACUUGUAAACAGUACGCAAAAUGUUUCGCGAGUAAUGGCGCUAUAGUUGGUGCAUUUUACAACUGUACUGGAACUACUCUGUUUAAACCGUCAGUUCAACAGUGUGUAGUUGGAUAUUCUUGCACAGCAACAACAGUUACCACCACAACUUCAACGACUGCUGCACCAACGACUACAACAACUCCGACGACUACAACAACCCCAACAACUACAACAACUCCGACGACUACAACAACCCCAACAACUACAACAACUCCGACGACUACAACAACGCCAGAGCCUACAACUACAACAACGCCAGAGCCUACAACUACAACAACGCCAGAGACUACAACUACAACAACGCCAGAGCCUACAACUACAACAACGCCAGAACCCACAACUACAACAACGCCAGAACCUACAACUACAACCACGCCAGAGCCGACAACCACAACAACGCCAGAGCCUACAACCACAACAACGCCAGAGCCUACAACCACAACAACGCCAGAGCCUACAACCACAACAACGCCAGAGCCUACAACCACAACAACGCCUGAGCCUACAACCACAACAACGCCAGAGCCUACAACCACAACAACGCCAGAGCCGACAACCACAACAACGCCAGAGCCGACAACCACAACAACCCCAACUACUACAACAACGCCAACGACUACAGCAACCCCAACUACAACUACCACAACAAUUCCAUUUUAAUUUUAUUACAUUUCGAAAAACAUUUCCAGUCAUUGUAAUUAUACGAGUUCCAGUUCAAUUGAAUUCCUAUGGUGAUUACAUGCGAGGAUAAGUAUGAGCUUUUU
Molecule: messenger RNA, 1165 nt
Organism: Bradysia coprophila
Lineage: Eukaryota; Metazoa; Arthropoda; Insecta; Diptera; Sciaridae
Cellular component (GO): extracellular region
Molecular function (GO): chitin binding
Source: RefSeq, a predicted model, not a curated record